Molecule: messenger RNA, 1371 nt
Organism: Meloidogyne enterolobii
Lineage: Eukaryota; Metazoa; Nematoda; Chromadorea; Rhabditida; Meloidogynidae
Source: the annotation of a GenBank genome assembly
AUGUCUCCUUCUUCAUUCACUUUAACUGUGGUCGUUCUUGAAGCGAUUGUUUUUCUCUACAACCGUCAAGUAGCAACAAUGCUUUCAAUGCAUCCAAGUUGUUCUGGUCGAUCAUCAACAAUUGAAAAUAAAUUGAAAAUGAGCGGAGGUGGUAAAGGCACCAAACAUUUAAUGCCGGGAAAUGUUUCAUUCCCGGUAGCAUGCCAUAACCAUCGAAAGAAUCUCAAAGCCGUGAAUGGAACAUCAAAUAAAAUCUCAGAAGCUUUGAAUAUAAAUCCAGAAAAGCUCAUUAAUGGUAAAGAGAAUGAUCUCAUUCAUAAAAUGAAUAAGGCUAAAAAGGGCAAUGGAGCUGCUGUUGAACAUUAUAUACAUAGUGUUCCAUAUAACACAGAAAAGAAUGAUGAAAGUGGAAAAGAUUCUGGAAAUGGGAAAGCUUUUAAAACCAUGGAAGCUUUGCAAGAGUAUCCAAAACAGAAUAAAAAUGAUAAGGAAAAUUAUCAGAAAAGAGAAAAAUUGGAGCAUUAUUUAAACAGUAUUCCUUAUGAUAAAAACUACAAAGUUGGAAGUAACGAAGAGAAUAAAAAAGUUACUAACAAUAAGGCAAACAUUAUUGAAAAAGAAACUGAUCCAAUGUUUCAUUCAAAAGCUGGGAAUCUUGCUAAAAAGAUAAAAGAAUAUAUUAAAAAUACAGACGAGUUCAAAAUUCAAAGUGGACUGGUAAAUCGUAACGAUGUUUUUAAUGCUCCACAAGAUGAUACUAAAAAUUUGAUAGAUAUCUCUUAUCUUUUAAUGUCUUUUGAUGAAGACGAGAGAGGUUCUGAGGAAAAUUUAAAAAGCGCAGCUGAAUUGUUUGUGGCCCUUCAUGAGUGUUACCAAAUCUAUUCAGUAACUCCUCUGAUUUUUGAAGUGGAGAUGGUUUUGAAGAAACUUGAGGAGGAGGGAAACAAAGACGAUCCAAUAAAAUUACUUGAAUAUUUUAGUGAAAAAAAUAUUAAAUAUCCAUUAUGGGAUUUGCUUAAAAUAAAAGAGGAUUCAAAAGUAUCUUCAGAUGAAGCGAUAGAAAAAUUUUCCAAAAUUAUUCAUAAAGCCGACAAUUUUCUUGCUAAGAAUACACAUUUGUUUUUUGAAAAUGACAACGAAUUAAUUCUUAAUAGAAUUGAUUCUCGCAUUGAAACAGCUGAUCUUGUUUUGGCAAGUAUCAAAAAAAUUCUGAAAAUUUUCAAUAAUUUCAAAGAUAAUUUUUCCGAAAACUAUUCGCAGUUAAAACGCUUAAAACCCAUCGAAAUGCACGAUUUAUUUGAAAAUUCUGAAUUGCUACAAAAGCUUUAUGAAGCUAUUUUGCCUGGAGAUGAAAUGAUGAAAUUUAAAUAA